Kickxella alabastrina is the source of this 1017-nucleotide messenger RNA. Its product is annotated as putative mitochondrial amino acid transporter ARG-13. The transcript has a single exon. Gene Ontology annotation, molecular function: L-ornithine transmembrane transporter activity. The record is from RefSeq and is a predicted model, not a curated record. The coding region runs from base 1 to 1017 and encodes 338 amino acids. NCBI's taxonomy places the organism in Eukaryota, Fungi, Kickxellomycota, Kickxellomycetes, Kickxellales, Kickxellaceae. Gene Ontology annotation, biological process: mitochondrial L-ornithine transmembrane transport.
AUGGAAUCCGAAAUUCAAGCGCUCAGCGACCACAACCCAGGCACCAGCACCAGCAGCCGGCCGGCGCCCGGGGGACUCCAGGAUCUGGCCUUCGGCUCACUCGCUGGCAUGAUGGGCAAGUUCGUCGAGUACCCGUUCGACACAGUAAAAGUGCGGCUUCAGACGUCCGCAGCAUUCAGCGGCACGAUCGACUGCCUUCGGCAAACCUGGCACAACGAGGGCCCGCAGGGUUUCUACCGCGGCCUGACCUCGCCGCUGGUCGGCGCAAUGGCCGAAAACGCACUGGCGUUCUACUCAUACAACCGCAUCCAAGCAGCCAUCCGCUCGCUCGGCGGCCAAGAGCACCAAGACGUGCUGCCAAUGUCGCAGCUGUUUGCGAGCGGCGCGCUGACCGGCGUCAUCUGUGCGUUUGUGAUUUCGCCGGUGGAGCUGGUCAAGUGCAAGCUGCAGGUCGAGAACGUACAGGCGUAUGGCCAGCAGCAGUAUCAGCAGCCGGGAAAGGUCAAGUUCAAAGGCCCGCUGUCGGUUGUCGCCCACCUUGUGCGCUCCCAGGGCGCUGCCGGGCUGUACGCCGGGAUCGCCCCCACCGUGGCCAGAGAGUGCCUGGGCGUGGCCUUCUGGUUCGGCGCAUACGAGUUUGUCUGCCGCCAGAUUCUGCGCUCCCGCAGCCGCGCUGGGGAGCCCCUGCCGUCGAAGGACAGCCUGGGGCCUGGGAGCAUUAUCUUGGCCGGCGGGUGUGCCGGCAUAGCGUAUAAUCUGACAUCGUAUCCGAUCGACGUCGUCAAGUCGUUCAUUCAGACUGCGGACAUGCGUGUGGGUGCCGAUGCUGGUGGUGCGGAGGCCGGGCGGAGGCCCGGGGUCGUGGCCACCGUGCGCGCUGUGUAUGCGCGCGGCGGCGUGCCUGCGUUCUACCGCGGCCUGGGGAUCACGCUGCUGCGCGCCUUCCCGGCCAACGCCGCGAUGUUCAUGACGUACGAGUACCUGACACGCCUGUCGGCCGGCCUGCGCACAAAGUAA